UCUCUCUCGCUCCCGCUCUUACUUUCACUUCACAGUUCACUCCACCCUCUCUCUCUCUCUCUCUCUCUCUCUCUCUCUAUAUAUAUAUAUAUAUAUAUCGGAAAUUGAUUGGAAUCUUCAGCUAUAUGUGGAGAUUAACGCGGGAACUCUCUGCCUUCUCUCCAAAUGGAAGUGAACUCUGUGGAAAAGAUUUGUAAAUUCUUAAUUUCUUGUGCUUUCCAGAGAUGCCGCAUGUUAGACGACUUCUGCAGGUUAUCGGUUUAUCUCAAACCUGAGCCUCCACUAGUUCGAAUCUCAGGCAUGCACCGAACAUCUGUUUUAGCUUGGAUGAAAAUGUUUUAUGAAAUUGUCAUUUGUUCUUCCUCAACAGUUUCAGACACAGGCAUUGGAAGCACUCUGGAGGAAUUUCACGAAUUGAAAUACCAAAAUGAUCCUUGUUUGGCCAGUAAAUGGGAUGGAGUUCUGUGCAUUGCCACCACAAGAAUCUCUGAUAAAGAAAUACAUCACCUAAAAAUUGACUUGAAAGAAGUUUUUUCAUCACGACGACUGGUGAGACUACCAUCAAGAACAAAAAAUGGAGCAAAAUUCAGUGGAACCGAAGUAUCUGUGUCAAUGUAUGAAGAAAUUGAUGGUCUACUAACAAUGCUAUCCGUCUUUGUCCAAAAGAUGCUUCUCCUGAAACCUCCAAAGAUUGCAGUUGAACUAUCAGUUGAAUCUGCUCACUGUGUAGAAUCACAAUCUCAAAGUAUUGUUCUGCAAAAUUCAUGCUGUGCCCUACCCAUGCAUUCAGAAAAUAUUGACCACCUGAAGCUGGGAUUUCAAGAGUAUGUUUCCAAGCAUGGAAACAGGCUGGUUGAAGCUUGCCACUCUUGCUUCUCAACUGGAAAUAAUCUCAAAAUUGGGACUGGGAUAGCUCAUAGCAGAAGGAACCAACAAAGUACUGGACAGGUGAUGGAAGUCGUCAUUAUCAUUAGUGAAAUAUCAAUUCCAGCCGAAUCCUCGUGCUUAAGGUUAUAUGGCAGAAGAACAGAGGUUUUAUACUUCAGGGAUUUCUUUCCCUGCUCAAUAUCGCAAUCUUCUCUUGAUGCAUUGGCCAGCAUAGAAUGGAAAAAUUAUGGGUUGGUUCUAAAGAGAAUUGGAGAUCAAGAUGGUGUCACAUUAUUAGAAUGGGAGAAUCUACCACCAUGCAUGCACAUUGACAUUGUGCUCCACAGAUAUCACAAACAAUAUCCUCAAGUUUUAUGGAGAGUGAUAUACGUCAUAUUCUUCUGUGUUUUGAUAGUAAUGAAGCUAUGGAGUUUGCAUUGCAGACAAUUUGGUCAUGCGCAUUUAUUCCUUGCUCGUGUUUGUUUCUUAACUUGCUGCAGAGCGAUGAUGCUGCCUUGCACAGGAAACAACCAAAUUGAUAAAUCCCUUACCAGAAAAGGUGUCAAGCUUGCAUUGAAAGAACUGAAGCAAAAUAAUGCAGGAGUUCUACUUAGUGAACGUGCAGUCAAGAUUUGCAGCUAUGCACCUGAUCUUGCCAAAACACUUUCCGGUCUGAUAUUGUCUUCACACGACAAAAAUUUCCAAGGAGAAUGUUUUUCUCUUCUCGGAUUGCAGUUUCAGGAAAAUGAAAGAAACAUAGUCGAGAACUGCAUCAAGGAUAAGAUAAUUUCUGUUGUAGCAAGAAAUGACAGGACUUCCUGGGGUACCCGAGACGCUCCGUGCCUCUUUGUAGAUGAUGCUCCUCAGGAAUCAUAUGGCCUGGACGAGGAGUGUGACGGCAGCGAGGAAGCACUCGGUUACUGGGAUGUAUAAAAAAGCAUCAUGUAAGAUCUGCAUACUUUUUAUCAUGUUGGGACAUUGAGUACCGCGUGUUUUGGAUUUACCCAUAGCUAAUUAACAAUUUGACCAUUAGGUGAGGUAAGAUCUAGUAUCUAUAAAACAGCUAGCAUCUACGUACCACUUUCACUCCUAGACAGUACCUAUCUUAUCUUUUGUAAAUAGCUUUGCCUACCAUUUUAAACUGAGCGGGUUAUUAACACUGAUGACUGAACACAUUUUCUUUUACU
This is a messenger RNA of Sesamum indicum (sesame), 2054 nucleotides long. The record is from RefSeq and is a predicted model, not a curated record. Lineage: Eukaryota; Viridiplantae; Streptophyta; Magnoliopsida; Lamiales; Pedaliaceae.